AUGGCAAAAACCUCUGAAACAAUUGCCAGUAUUCAGCUGAACAGUAGCAAUGUGGCUGUUGCAGCAGCCUUCAGCAAAGAUGUCCUUCUGAACUGGCUUAAUGGAUACAAUUCUGGGGAUGACCAAGCCAUAGAGGAGUUUACUGUGUCCUGUGCCAGCUACUGUUUAGUUUCUUAUGUCCUUGGGAUUGGUGACAGAAAUAGUGAUAACAUCAUGGUCAAGAAAAUGGGUCAGCUCUUCCAUAUUGACUUUGGACAUAUUCUGGGAAACUUCAAGUCUAAAUUUGGCAUUAAAAGGGAGCAAGUGCCUUUUAUUCUUACCUAUGAUUUCAUUCAUGUCAUUCAACAAGGAAAAACAGUAAACAGAAAAGUUUGGUCAUUUCUACCACAGCACGGGAAUCUCUUCAUCACUCUAUUCGCACUGAUGUUGACUGCAGGGUUUCCUGAGCUUACAUCAGUCAAGGAUAUACAGUAUCCCAAGGACUCUCUUGCUUUAGGGAAGAGUGAAGAAGAAGCACUCAAACAAUUUAAGCAAAAAUUUGAUGAGGCACUCAGGGAAAGCUGUACUACUAAAGUGAACUGGAUGGUCCACACAGUUCUGAAAGAUUACGGAUCUUAA
Messenger RNA from Choloepus didactylus (southern two-toed sloth), 618 nucleotides. RefSeq names its product phosphatidylinositol 4,5-bisphosphate 3-kinase catalytic subunit beta isoform-like. The transcript has a single exon. Gene Ontology annotation, cellular component: cytoplasm; phosphatidylinositol 3-kinase complex; plasma membrane. The record is from RefSeq and is a predicted model, not a curated record. Lineage: Eukaryota; Metazoa; Chordata; Mammalia; Pilosa; Megalonychidae. Bases 1 to 618 code for a protein of 205 amino acids. Gene Ontology annotation, biological process: cell migration; phosphatidylinositol 3-kinase/protein kinase B signal transduction; phosphatidylinositol-3-phosphate biosynthetic process. Gene Ontology annotation, molecular function: 1-phosphatidylinositol-3-kinase activity; 1-phosphatidylinositol-4-phosphate 3-kinase activity.